Molecule: messenger RNA, 491 nt
Organism: Mycena citricolor
Lineage: Eukaryota; Fungi; Basidiomycota; Agaricomycetes; Agaricales; Mycenaceae
Source: the annotation of a GenBank genome assembly
AUCGGCCAGGAUCAUUUCCUUUUCGAGAGCGCCCUUUCUCGCGCGUUCUAACGCGUGCUCGUAGCUUGGGCCACGCGACCACAUAAGAAUGAGUUCUUAAACAGGAAUUCACCCUCUUGUCAUCGAUUAUACGAAUCAAUGCAUCACAGACAAAGCGAUCUGUGCAAGUGCUGCCUCUCCUUUCAUUUGCCGAAGAUGUCGACGCGAUUCACGAGAAUAUGAAUCAGAUCUACUUCAUGUUGCUGAGGUCCAUACUGCACACUUGGGCCAGAAGCCAGCGCGCUCACACCAUCACUGGCAAAUGCACCUUCAACUCGAGGGUCUACAAGGCGCAGGUCUGCAAGGCGGUCAAUAUAUCGAGUCGACGGAAUCGGCGGCGUACUGCGUCGGCGAGACAUCGACAUCAUCGCUACCAUCUCCUCUAGAUACGCGCUGCAGCACGAAGUUGCACAAUAUACGCGCCUGUUAUGGGCCAUGGUCUCCAAUUCUAC